GCCGCCGUUUCUUUCGCGCCGUGAGCCCGACCGUGCGCCGCAUUCUAGGGAGGGCCGCCGGGGAACCCAGGAGACCUUGCAAUGGACACAGUGGCCUUUGAGGAUGUGACUGUGAACUUCACCCUGGAGGAGUGGGCUCUUCUGAAUCCAUCCCAGAAGAAACUCUACAGAGAUGUGAUGCAGGAAACCUUCAGGAACCUGGCCUCAAUAGGGGGAAAAUGGGAAGACUGUAACAGUAAAAGUCUGUAUAAACAUCAUCAGACAAAUCUAAGGCAUGUGAUAGAGAGACCCUGUAAAAAUAAAGAAGGUAGUAAAUGUGGAGAAUCCUUCAGCCAGAAUCCAAAUCAUAAGCAGAUAAAGAAAACUCCUACUGGAAUAAAACUACGUAAAUGUAGCUUCUGUGGACAAGUGUUCAGACAUCAUUCAUCUUUUAGCAGGCACAUGAUCUCUCACACUGGCCACAAACUAUAUGAAUAUCAGGAAUAUGAAGAGAAGCCUUAUAAGUGUAAGGAAUGUGGGAAGGCCUUCAAGCAUCGACAAUCCAUUCGAGUACAUGUAAGGACUCACACUGGAGAGAAGCCUUACAAAUGCAAGCACUGUGGGAAAGCCUUCAAGCAUUGCCAGUCCAUUCGAAAGCAUGAAAGGAUUCACACUGGAGAGAAGCCCUAUGAAUGCAAACAAUGUGGAGAAACUUUCAGGUAUCACCACAACUUUCAAAAACAUGAGCGAACUCACACUGGAGAGCAGCCCUAUAGAUGUAAGCACUGUGGGAAAGCCCUCAGUUGCCUUAGUUACUGCCGAAUUCAUGAAAGAACUCACACUGGAGAGAAACCAUAUGAAUGUAAACAAUGUGGGAAAGCCUUCAGUUAUGCCAGUUACAUUCGAAUACAUGAGAGAACUCACACUGGAGAAAAGCCCUAUGAAUGCAAGAAAUGUGGGAAAGCCUUUAGUUGUCCAAAUUAUUUUCGAAAACAUGAAAAGACUCACACUGGAGAGAAACCCUAUGAAUGUAAGCAAUGUGGUAAAGGCUUCAGUUGUCCCAGAUCCUUUCGAAGUCAUGAAAAGAGACACAGAGGCGAAAAGCCUUAUGAAUGUAAAAUAUGUGGUAAAACCUACAGUUGUCCUAUAUACUUCCGAAAUCAUGAAAGGAGACACAGUGGAGAAAAAUCCUAUGAAUGUAAAAUAUGCGGUAAGUCCUUCAGUUGUCCAAAGUAUUUUAGAAAACAUGAAAGAAGUCACACAGGAGAAGAACCCUGUGAAUGUAAUGAAUGUGAGAAUACCUUGAGUCCUCUCACUAUAUUUCAAAGACACAUGAUGAAGCACACUGGAGAUGGACCUUAUAAGUGUAAGGAGUGUGGGAAAGUCUUCGAUUGUCCAAAUUACUUUCGAUGUCACGAGAAGAUACACAGUGGAGAAAAGCCAUAUGAAUGUAAGGAAUGUGGCAAAGCCUUCAGUUCCUCCAUGUCCCUUCAAAACCAUGAAAGAAGUCAUAGUAGGAAAAAACCUCAUGAAUGUAAGGAAUGUGGUAAAGCCUUUAGCUUUCCAUGUUCCCUUCAAAAGCAUGAAAGAAGUCAUACUGGGGAGAAACCAUAUGAAUGUAAGCAAUGUGGGAAAGCCUUUACUUAUCUCAGUUCUAUGCAAAAGCAUGAGAGAACUCAUAGUGGAGAGAAACCCUAUGAAUGUAAACAAUGUGGGAAAGCCUUCAUUUAUCUCAGUUCUAUGCAAAAGCAUGAAAGAACUCACACUGGAGAGAAGCCCUAUGAGUGUAAGCAGUGUGGGAAAGCUUUCAUUACCCUCUCAAAUGUUCAAAGGCACAUGAUCAAGCACACUGGAGAUGGACCUUGUAAAUGCAAGGAGUGUGGGAAGGCCUUUGAUUGUCCUAGUUCAUUGCGAACUCAUGAACGUACUCACACUGGGGAGAAACCCUAUCAGUGUAAACAUUGUAGUAAAGCCUUCACUCGUUCUAAUUCUUUACGAAACCAUGAAAGAACUCAUAAUGGAGAGUAGCUAUGUGAAUGUCAGAAAUAGGGAAAAGUCUUCAAUUGCUCCAGUUCUUUCUGACUACAUGAAAUAAAUUGCACUGAAGAGAAACUAUAAACAGAAACAAUAUGGUAAAUUCUUUAUUCCCCAUUAUGUUCAGAUACAUGAAAUUCAUACUAGAGAGAAACUCAAUGUAAGGAAAGUUAUGAAAGCUUUCAUUUAUCACACAGUCUUUCAAGGACACAUGAGAGUGCACAUGGGGGAGAAACCAUAUAAAAAGCUAAAGAAUCAGGGAAAGCCAUCACUGCAUUCCCAUGGGAAGCCAUGGAAGAACUCACUGGAGAGAAUUACAUUGAAUGGUAAACAUUGUAGGAAAAUGCACUUGCCCCAUCUUUUUACAAAACCACGUGAGGAUGUAUAGUGGUUAGAUAGAUACCUUAUAAAUAAAUGAAAAAUAAAGGAAGCUUUUUAAUUAGAAAAGGAUUUUCAAAGUCACUUAAAAACUGCACUGUAAAGAAACUAAUAUAAGUAACAUGGGUAAGCCUGGUGCAGAUUACUGUAUAAUACUCCCCCAGGUUUGACAACACAAUAGAAACAUUAUUAACAUUAUACCUUUGUUGUCUUCAUCAGUGGCUUUUUUUCCCCUCCAGUUUUAUUGAGAAAAGUUGACCCAUUACUACAUAAGUUUAAGACAUGUAGUCUGAUGGUUUGAUUUACAUAUAUUGCGAAAAAGUUACAGUGGUUCAGUCUUUUUUUAAGAUUUUAUUUAUUUAUUCAUGAGAGACACACAGAGAGGCAGAGACACAGGCAGAGGGAGAAGUAGGCUUCCUGCAGGGAGCCUGAUGUGGGACUUGAUCCCAGGACCCUGGGAUCAUAACCUGAACCAAAGGCAGAUGCUCAAUCACUGAGCCACCCAGGUGCCCCAACAGUGGCUCAGUCUUAAUGUGAUUCUCUGUUUGAGGGAUUUCUACUUAGUUUUGCAAAAACAUUGAAGUGGGAAAAUACUGUAGGUACUCAUUAAGCAGUGGUUUCUAAGUCUGAUGGGUUAUUUUUCCCCCUCAGUAAACUGCUAACAUUUCCAUUUUUUAAAAAGAUUUUUUAUUUAUUUAUUUGAGAGAGUGCAUGAGCAGGGAGGAGGAGACAGAGGGAGAGGGAGAAGCAGACUCCCUACUGAGCAGGGAGCCUGAGGUGUGGGGUUUGACCCCAGGACCCUGAGAUCAGGACCUGAGUUGAAGACAGAUGCCUAACCAACUGAGCCACCCAAGCACCCCGAGUGUUCCCAUUUUGAAGACUGUUUUUCAUCCAUAGAUGAACUAAAGUAUGUUUUAACAUGCAAGUAGUUUUAAUUUUUAUACAUUUUUCUUUUUUUUCUUUUCUUUUUUCUUUUUUUGGUAAGGAUAGGACUUGAAUAAUGAGGUAUCAUCCUUAAAAAUAAACUGCCAAUUAUUUUAUCAGCAAAAAAUGAGUUUAUUCAGAAUAGGAGAGAAUUGCAAUUCAGGGCAAAGAUGCUAUGCAAUGCCAUAGGCAAUUUUGGAGAACAGAGGAGAGAAAUACUCUCUAUAUAAGAAAGCAGAGGACUUGGGAAGGGCUGUUAUG
Molecule: messenger RNA, 3576 nt
Organism: Nyctereutes procyonoides (raccoon dog)
Lineage: Eukaryota; Metazoa; Chordata; Mammalia; Carnivora; Canidae
Product: zinc finger protein 709-like
Exons: 4
Coding region: 82-2007 (641 amino acids)
Biological process (GO): regulation of transcription by RNA polymerase II
Cellular component (GO): nucleus
Molecular function (GO): RNA polymerase II cis-regulatory region sequence-specific DNA binding; DNA-binding transcription activator activity, RNA polymerase II-specific
Source: RefSeq, a predicted model, not a curated record